AUAUGGGUUCUGUUCACAUUUGUCCAACUGGAGAAACUUCGUGAAAAGACCUGAGUCUGUGCCACGUGUGUCCACGGAGAGAGUGGGUUCAAUGAGAACACCAACACGUAGAGCAGCAUUUAUCGAUUAUCUAUUAUGUAUAGAGUCCGUUAAUGAAACAAUAGAAAUCAGUUUAAUCUCUUGAAUUUCACAAACGUUUCAGAUUUUAUAACUAAAAUAAAGAGGCGGGAGAAAAACAGCAUCAAUAUCCACAAAAACUAGCAAUUAUGAAUCAAAACCAGUUGGAGCAACAUUUCAUUCCCCUUCCGGAUCAAUAACAGCCUUUUAAUGGACUUGUUGGUGAGUUGUGGUGCUUCACUACAACUCCCAUGAGACCCCGCGGCCUGCAGCCAGGAAGGUAAACAAAGCGCGGCAACCGCCGCACCUCCUGUUGUCAUGGCAACGCAACUACCGACAAACCUGCAGAAAGUGAAAAAGUAUUUCUAACCCAAACCGAGACCCGGUUCAUCCCGGUUCGACCCGGUUCGGCCCGGUUCAUCCCGGUUCGACCCGGUUCAUCCCGUUUCAUCCCGGUUUAACCCGGUUCGGCCCGGUUUCUCCAUGUCUGGCCCGGUUCGGCCCGGACACACAAUGAGGAAGCGGCCCCGGUUCUUCACCCGCGAGGUGGCCUCCCACUUCACGGCGGCCGACCUGUGGGUCUCCUUCCUGGGCAGAGUGUUCGACCUGACCCCGCUGAUGCAGCAGCACGCAGGUGACGUGCUGCUGCUGCCCAUCAUAGAAUGUGCUGGGAAGGACAUCAGCAGCUGGUUCGACCCAAAGACCAGAGACAUCCUGAGGUUUGUGGACCCUGUGACGUGCUGCGAGCGGUACUACACCCCCAGGGGGCGCUUCGUGCACACGCCGCCCAGCGGGCCGCGCUCCGACUGGGACACGGACCUGGGCCAGCCCUGGUGGAAGGACCGCAACUACGAGGUGGGGCUGCUGUCAGCCAAGACGCGCUGGAUCCGCGUGGUCAACACGCUGACAUUACAGGAGCAGCUGCUGGAGGUGUGCUCCGAGGAGAUCCUGGAGGAGAUCCUGCAGCGUUACCUGCGCCACAACGCUCACGCCAACAGCUACACCUGGAAAUACCACGGAGUCGUCCUGGACAUGCAGAAGACGCUGAGCGAUAACGGCGUCAUGGACGACGACCUGGAGCUGGAGCAGCUCAGGAUGGACCGCGACCUCUUUGUCCCCGCCAUCCUGCUCUACUUCAACGACGACCUCACCGAGGGAUGAUGUCAUCACUGUGACAUCACAUUAAACUUCCUGCUGCUGCACCUGGCAGGUCCUGUGAUGUGAACCUGAACGCCUUCCAGGCCCAGAGAGCCUGGAGAUAUAUUGCAAAUAUCUCAGCACACUUAGAAUAAAACUCACUUAAACUCUC
Messenger RNA from Poeciliopsis prolifica (blackstripe livebearer), 1426 nucleotides. RefSeq names its product cytochrome b5 domain-containing protein 1-like. NCBI's taxonomy places the organism in Eukaryota, Metazoa, Chordata, Actinopteri, Cyprinodontiformes, Poeciliidae. The record is from RefSeq and is a predicted model, not a curated record.